This is a messenger RNA of Theobroma umbraticum, 2619 nucleotides long. Its product is annotated as Xanthine/uracil permease family protein. NCBI's taxonomy places the organism in Eukaryota, Viridiplantae, Streptophyta, Magnoliopsida, Malvales, Malvaceae. The record is from RefSeq and is a predicted model, not a curated record. Gene Ontology annotation, cellular component: membrane. Gene Ontology annotation, biological process: transmembrane transport. Gene Ontology annotation, molecular function: transmembrane transporter activity.
CCCUUUUUUUUUUUUCUUUUGGUUGUUGAACUAUUCUAGUAGUUCUUUGAGCUGUUUUUAUAUUAGUCUUUCUUUCUUUCUUUCUUCUUUCCUGGAAACGAUUUAGUACCCAUUUGAAAAAGCUGAAAUGGAAACUGGGUCAAUCUCAGAUUCACGAAAGGCAGAGCCUUCAAGAGGGAGAGUAACAAGCUUGGUUAAUGUUACCAAGAUCGAACCCUUUGUGCCUAGAGAUCAUAACCCAAAAGAGCUAAGAUCUUGGGCUAAAAGAACAGGUUUUGUCUCUCACUUAUCUGGAGAAACUGAUACUAGUUCCACUGGGUUUCAUAUGGAAAGAGGUGGCCGUGAUCAAAGAGCAGGUGGCUCAUCUCCAAUCGAGAUUGACCCGGUUGGCCGGACUAAACCCAAUAGAGGGAUUGAAUUGAAGCGGAUUCGGGGUCUGGGUCCGGGUCGGGUUCCGGGCAGGGAAGGAGAGCAGCUCCAGUAAGAAUGGAAUGGUUUGGGCGACAAAGUUGACGAAAGGAAAGCUGGGUUGAAUGGAAAUGCGAUUGGCAUUGGGAAUGGGAAUUUGCGUGUGGUGGAAAAUGGGAAUGGAAUGGAGUGCCAGGUGUUACACCAGUUGUCGGUGAACAGAAGCAUGGGAGGGAAAGGGUGAAAGGGAUGUGGAAGUUGGAUGUAUCCAGGAGGUGAACAGCAGGGUCAUGGAUGGUGCAGUGAUCGUCAUCCGGGGAUGAAGGUUGGUUUGAGAGAUAAUCCUGGCUUUGGAGCACUUAUAUAUUAUGGCCUGCAGCACUUUUUAUCAUUGGCAGGUUCACUUAUAUUCAUCCCAUUGGUAAUGGUACCAGCUAUGGGUGGAACAGAUAAAGAUACUGCCACUGUGAUUUCUACAGUGCUGCUGGUUUCUGGCAUUACUACAAUACUGCACUCCUACUUUGGUACUCGGCUUCCAUUAGUUCAAGGAAGCUCAUUCAUAUAUCUGGCACCAGCACUAGUUAUCAUUAAUGCUCGGGAUUAUCGAAAUCUCACAGAACAUAAAUUCAGGCACAUAAUGAGAGAGCUCCAAGGAGCUAUUAUUAUUGGUUCAGUAUUCCAAAGUAUCUUGGGAUUCAGUGGUUUGAUGUCUCUUUUACUGAGAUUGAUUAACCCAGUUGUGGUUGCACCAACUGUUGCUGCUGUGGGUUUAGCAUUCUUUAGUUAUGGUUUUCCACAAGCUGGUAGUUGUGUGGAAGUCAGUAUUCCCUUGAUAUUGUUAGUUCUUAUAUGUACUCUGUAUCUUCGAGGAAUAUCCAUUUUUGGGCAUCGGUUCUUCCGAAUAUAUGCAGUUCCCCUCAGUGUUAUGAUUACAUGGAUAUAUGCAUUCUUUCUAACAACUGGAGGAGCUUAUGAUUACAAAGGCUGCAGCCCUGACAUUCCCAGUUCAAACAUUUUAGUCGAUGAAUGUAGGAAACAUGCAUAUACCAUGAAGCAUUGCAGAACUGAUGUUUCAAAUGCAUGGAGAAAUGCCGCAUGGGUCAGAAUUCCCUACCCUUUACAGUGGGGUGUCCCUAUCUUCCAUUUUAGGACGUCUCUGAUCAUGAUCAUUGUGUCACUAGUUGCAUCAGUGGAUUCGGUUGGAACGUAUCACUCUGCAUCUUUGCUAGUCAGCCCAAAGCCUCCAACUCCAGCAGUAGUCAGCAGAGGCAUUGCAUUGGAAGGUUUCUGUAGCAUGCUGGCUGGACUUUGGGGUUCUGGUACUGGCUCAACAACUUUGACAGAAAAUACACAUACGAUCAACAUAACAAAGAUGGCAAGCCGAAGAGCUGUGGUAUUUGGAGCACUUUUCUUGAUCCUUUUCUCUUUUGUAGGAAAAGUGGGUGCAAUUCUUGCUUCAAUACCUUUGUCUUUGGCUGCUUCCAUCUUGUGCUUUAUGUGGGCCCUUGUUGUGGCUUUAGGCCUCUCAACGUUGCAAUAUACUCAAACAGCAAGUUUUAGGAACAUAAUCAUAGUUGGGGUGUCCUUGUUUCUUGGUUUAUCCAUUCCUGCCUAUUUCCAACAGUACCAACCUGAGUCGAGCUUGAUGCUGCCAAGUUAUUUUGUUCCAUAUGCAGCUGCAUCAGAUGGACCAGUCCGCACUGGUAAUAAACAACUUGAUUUUGCAAUAAAUGCACUCAUGUCCAUGAGCAUGGUGGUUACACUCUUGGUAGCAUUUGUUCUUGACAACACUGUGCCAGGCAGCCAGCAAGAACGAGGGGUGUAUGUCUGGUCUCGUGCUGAAGAUGUGUCAAUGGAUCCAUCUUCACAGGCAGAUUACUCCCUGCCUGGAAAAUUUGCCUCAACCUGUUGUUCAAGAUGUUUAUGUGCAUAAUAUUUAGCAGAAGAUAGCUUGUGCUUCACCUUAAAGAUUCUUUCAGGACAAGAAAAGUUAAGGCUUGAAGUUUCCUUGUUGGAAGGCCACGUCCUCAAUGUUGCGCAUAACAGAGCUUGGAGAUGGUUUGCGUCAAUGAUAGGGUGACAAUUACACAUCAGUAAUUCUUUUGCAACACGAAAUUCUUGGGAUUGAUUUGGUAAUAGCCUCUUUUGUAACUGAUUGUUCAAGUUGAAAAAUAGUUUAUAUUCUUUUAAUGAAAUGUUUUCGUGUAUGUA